CUCUCUCUCGCCCACAGCAAGUUUCCACCUUCCUGAAACUUCUUUCUUUCUCCCUCUUUCUCUCCUCCUCACACGAAGAAGAAGGAACAGAAUGCCAUGGAUCCAUAUGUGCUCUCCGCCUGAUUUUGGAUUGUUUGUUUUUCCACGUUCUCACCCACAUCCGGCUCCAACUCUCAAAAGAAAAGAAGAAGAAAAAAACAAAGGAGAAGAAGAAGGAGAAGAAGAACGCGGAGAAGAAGGGCAGGGGAGGAAAAUCGUCGAUCAACUUGGCUCGUGGGCAAGGGUCGUCCACGAACUGAUUGGUUGAAUGCACGCUGCCGACGAACUUGGAGAGAUCCACCGACUUCACCCUUCCCCCCUGUGUCUUGACGAAGAAGAAGAAUGUGAGAAUUAGAAUCCGGCGGGGAAGAAUCCACGUUGCCAAUCAAUAAUUAUGAUUCGAUUAAUAU
Messenger RNA from Linum tenue, 449 nucleotides. The record is from the annotation of a GenBank genome assembly. Lineage: Eukaryota; Viridiplantae; Streptophyta; Magnoliopsida; Malpighiales; Linaceae.